AACAGCUGACUGACUUAGGUUGUUAAAUUAGAUCAGUAAAUCCGUCGCCGUCACAGCGACGGGAUAAUAUUUUCGACGUGAGAUCGUCGUCAUUGGCGACAAAACGUGAUAAAUAAAAAUCAAAAGGAGGUGAAAAGACUAUCAUAAGAGCGGAUAUAAUCCGUUGUGUGUUUCUAAUUAUUUAAAAGUUUAUUUUGUGUGUCAGCAUAUUUGCUGUUAUUGAAAAUAAUCGACGAAGGUCGUGAUAAUUCGUAACUCGACAAUCGAACAUGGCUUAUUGAAACAAUGAAGGGUUUGCAGCUAAUUACCGUUUCUCCCUUUGGAGAAGAGCUUAUCUCUAUUUGUAAUUCUACUACGUAUUUAAUUGGCCUGAAGGCCAUAUUUUAUCAUGGACAAAAAGUCGAGAUACAACACGCCGCCCUCUGGCAACAAGGGCGCUGCUACUGAUUCUAAAAAAAGUCAAGAUGUCGCCAAUGGUAAAGUCUUCCCAAAGACCUCUAAGAAACGAGAAUCAACUGGAGCAAAUAAUUAUUCGAAAAAUGAACAACCUAGAAAGUCAAGUGUGCAAAAGGCAAGAGCUUUUGAUAAGAGACCAAAACCUAAAGGACAAUAUUAUGGCAGUGCAAAGGAGAAUUCCAAGGUAGGUAAUGAUGAAAUGGCCGAGAUGGGCUCGGUUAUGACCCCAGGAAGUAAAAAACAGAAUUUGAAUCAUCUGUUAAACUUUCACUAUGAACCACGUGAAAAUCGCUGCAACUAUGGAAGGUCGUCGAAGAAUUAUAAUAACAGCAAUCGUUGGUUACCACCUGUUCAGCGACAUAAAUAUAAUAAAGAAUUAUUUCUCCAAGCUAACUGUCAAUUUGUGGUGAACUGCAGCGGGAAUUAUUCGAUUCAUCUGAUUGACCCAGAUACUUUGGUGGAUUGGGACCUGAUAGAGCAAAUUAAAGUACAAACAUCAGAAAAUCUCUCCUGUCCCAUUUGCUUGCACUAUCCAUCUGCAGGAAAAAUGACACGAUGUGGACAUGUUUACUGUUGGCCAUGUAUUCUCCACUAUCUCUCACUCUCCGAUAAAUCAUGGCGCAAAUGCCCAAUUUGCGAUGAAUCUAUACACAAGUCAGAUCUUAAAAGUGUUGUUCAAGUAACUCAUAAUCUAGUAAACAUCGGUGAUACUGUAAAACUUCGUUUAAUGCGUCGUAAACGUGGCUCUUUAUUGGCAAUACCAGUUGGUGAAAAUGAAACUUUGGACCCAGUUACAUUUUUUUCUGCCUCUAAACAUCCAUCAAAUCAAAUUUACUCAAAAUUAUUGCUAGCUGAUUCUAAGGAUAUCUUGGAAAUGAUACAACUCGAGAAAUUGCAACUUGAAAUUGAAUUAAUGGACGAUCCACAGAGUUCUGAAUGCUGUUUCAUUGAACAAGCGCUUAAUGAACUUGCCUUAAGAGAAGAAAUUGUUUCGAAGCAGGAUGAUAAAAAGAAAAGUUUGAUCGAAGUAGAAAAAGUUGAAAUUCAAAAACAAGAAAUUAAUAACUUGAAAAAGAUGAAUGAAAAUCAAGACGAAAAUCCUAUUGACGGUAAUUUUACUUUGGAGAAUGAUAAAGAUGUUGACCAAGUUUCUAAUCAUUCUCAAAAUAACCAAAAUUUAUCAAAAUAUUUUUACUUUUAUCAAGCGGAAGAUGGUCAGCAUGUAUAUCUUCAUGCAAUGAAUGUUCGAAUGCUAGAGAUGCAAUAUGGCAAUCUAGAAAACAGUCCACAUUUGAUUGAAGGCAAGCUUCUUGAAAGAGAAUCUGGAAGCUUCACUGAAGAUUUACGUAAACGAAUGCGUUAUCUAUGUCAUCUGCCACUAACAUGCUCAUUCGAUAUCGUUGAAAUAGAAAUGAAAACACCACUAAUAUCAUCCGAAAUACUUGGUAUCUUUUACGAUCAGAUUGAAGGCAGAAAAACCCGUCGGCAUCGCCGUGAGCGUGAAGAAAAAAGACGUGAGAAGAAAAUCACUGUUGAAGAAAAUAAACGAAUGGGAAAAUAUCCAACUCCGAAUGUUCAGAUUGGUUCACAUGAACAUUUUCCAGAGUGGCAUCCAGAAUCAACGUCUUCAAGUUUAAAUAUUUCAUCACCGCUGGAGUCCAUAGAAGCAUUAAGCAUCGCUAGCAGUCCAACUCACAGUUUAUUUGAGGACGAUAUAAUUGCAACUCAACAGAUUUCCAUGGAGGAAGCACAGUGUGAAGCUGGCCCCUCUUUCGCACAGAUGUUGCGAAGUGAAGCCCUGACAUCCAAUAAUUGGCCGUCUGUUAACGUGCAAAGAUCAUCAAAAAAUUCAGAAUCCGAAAUUUAUCAACGAAAAGUUGUUGUUUCUAAUGAGGACGAUUAUACUGACAUGACAAUCCAGAAUCAGAGCUUGGGUGAUGUUCUUGCACAAGCGCUGAAACAAUCGGAGCUACUUGACACUACUGGUGGAAAUGAAGAGUUUGGGUCGCGAAAAACUAAAAAGAAAAAGCGAGGAAAACAAACUGUGCUCUUUGCUUCUGGAAUGAAUCGAGACUCUUAAUUUAUUUAUUAUUUUUAUUUACAAUUUAUUGAAUAAUCGAUACACUAAUCCUUAAUGCUCCUUUGAUUUUUUUUUCUUUAUUUUUAGAUACCAUUGGCAAUUCUUGAUUAUAAAUUU
This is a messenger RNA of Cotesia glomerata, 2653 nucleotides long. RefSeq names its product RING finger protein 10. Gene Ontology annotation, molecular function: metal ion binding; transcription cis-regulatory region binding. The transcript is spliced from 8 exons. The coding region runs from base 389 to 2536 and encodes 715 amino acids. Gene Ontology annotation, biological process: positive regulation of transcription by RNA polymerase II. Lineage: Eukaryota; Metazoa; Arthropoda; Insecta; Hymenoptera; Braconidae. The record is from RefSeq and is a predicted model, not a curated record.